Molecule: messenger RNA, 6453 nt
Organism: Bufo bufo (common toad)
Lineage: Eukaryota; Metazoa; Chordata; Amphibia; Anura; Bufonidae
Product: interferon-induced very large GTPase 1-like
Exons: 13
Coding region: 199-6135 (1978 amino acids)
Molecular function (GO): GTP binding
Source: RefSeq, a predicted model, not a curated record
GACACCACUGGAGAGGAUCAAAGUUUGAACCAGGGUUCGAGCUGCCUCCACACAGCAGAGCACAGGGCUAUCACCGCUCUACGAGAUCAAGGUCCUCUCCAAACCCAGAGUCCAGAACCCUGCCCAGAGGCCAGGACCAGAUCCCUUUCUAGAGGCCUUGACUACAGUCUUCACAGAGCAUCACUUAGAAAUUGGAAGAUGAGAAGAAUAUGUUUGUCCAUCCUCAUCAUCCUGUGUAUUGUGUCCAAAGCCUACACUGAAGACGUUCAACAAUCUAAUGAUCUCGUCAGAAAUCCAUCCAACGAGAUGUCUGAUCAUCCUGAGGAACAAGAAGUGAGCCCUCAAGUGGGAGAUAGCUUUUCUGCUAAAGACGUUCCUUCAUCUAAAGAGACAGAAUUGGGACGUAGGCAACCAUCGGGGGAAGACCCCUUGUCAGAGAAUCAGGAUAGUAGGAUACCAAAAAGGGUACGGAAGUCAGCAGAGCCUUCUAUCAACAGGGAUCGGAUCCGCUGGUUUCUUCUGGUCAGUCCGCUGCUGAUUGUCCUGCUGAGUCUGAUCACGUGUGCUCUAGGUAAAAAGGCGCUAUGGAAACCAGGAGAAGACGACCAAAAAAUUGUACUCUCCACUGCCCCUGUUCCAGAAUUAAUAUCUUUUGCGGUACAACCAAGAUAUGGUGGUGAAGUCCACCGAGGUGGAGAAGGAAGAAGAAACAUGAAGACAAGCUCCAGAGGUGCAAAGCCUGGAGGAGACCAUGAUUCCUACUCAGAAGGAAGAGGACACCGCAAGACAAGCUCUGGAGGACCAAAGCCUGGAGGAGGCCAUGAUUCAUACCCGGGAAAAACGGAAAAUCUUAACUUGGCACUAAAGGCUACUAGAACAAUCCCCACAGAUGUAGAAGAUAUGCAGCCGAGGCCAGCACCAAGCUCGAGAACCUCUAGAAGUGAUUCUCCUUCUCCUUCAGGGAUACGAGGCACGAAUCAGAAGGAAGGUCGUCAUUUCUCAGCAAAGGCUCCUGUAAAAAUCUCAAAUCAAGGGAAGGGAUGUUCCAUGAGGACAACGUCUAGAGUAGACUCAUAUACAGAAAGAAAAGGAGAAAAGUUUCAAGAUGGAAGGAUACAUUCUGUAGACAAAUAUGUAAGUUCUGUUAAUCAGCCAUACACUUCUACAGAUGGAGGAAGCUUGACAGUACCGACAGUAUCUGCAGGGGGUGAUCCAGACAAUAGAUACUAUUUAGAAAAUAAAUUAACUACAGAGAAUCGAAUGAAAACCUCAUCAAUAGGCAAAGAUCGAGUGAAGCAAGAGAAAACCUCAUCAGAAGGUGAAGGCCAAGCAAAACUAGAGAAAACCUCAUCAGAUGGUGAAGGCCAAGCAAAACGAGAGAGAACCUCAUCAGAAAGUGAAAUCCAAGUGAAGCGAGAGAAAAUCUCAUCAGAAGGUGAAGGCCAAGAGGAGCAAGUGAAAGUCUCAUCAGAAGGUGAGGACCGAUUUAGGCGAGAGAAACCCUCACCAGAAGGCAAAAACCAAGCAAAGCGAGAGAGAACCUCAUCAGAAAGUGAAAUCCAAGUGAAGCGAGAGAAAAUCUCAUCAGGAUAUAAGGACGAAGAGAAGCAAGAGAAAACCUCUUCAGAGGUUGAAGUCCAAGCUAAACAAAAAACUUCAUCAAAAGAAUUAUUGCAAAGAACGUUUCUUCUGAAGCUGAUGGCUUUGGACAUUUCAGCCAGGAAUACUGUUGAAGACGAUGAAGAAACAUUAUUGGAGUCAGAAGAAGAGGAAUAUGGAGAUAUGAAGUCAUCAGAAUGCUUUAACCCUCUCGAUGUGCUUUGUGGCCUCUUGCAUCAAUCAGAUAUGAUCUUAAAACAACAGAUUGUGUCCAAAAUGUCCAUGUGUCAAUUUGCUGUCCCUCUACUUCUCCCUUCUCCCCACACACAAGACUGCACAUUUAUGCUGUGGUCAAUGAGAGAUAUCGUGAAGAAAUGGAGACCUCACUCUAUGACUACUAGUAAAACUUAUGUGGAAGACAGUAUAGUCAAUGUUCCCAUGCCCAUGUUCUCCUUUGUUAGACUUGGGACCUGUAGCAUAUCAAAAUCUCGAUAUCUCAACCAAGUCCUAAGUCCAUCUCAGCAGAAUCAUAACUUCUUUGUGCAUGGCGAUAUGCCUGGUGGGAAUAUACCUAGAAAACACUCUGAUGGACUUGUGGAAAUUAUCUGGUAUCUUCCAUCAGGACAUGAACAGUUAGAUGUUUUUCCUGAGCCCAUUGCUGUUAUGAAUCUACGAGGAGAUCUUGAGUCCAAUGAGAAACAGUUGAAUUUUUUAACACGCGUAUCAUCGGCUCUGUUCAUAUUUAUUGAGGAAGUACACGAGAACCAGCACAACCUACUAUCAAGAUUACGAAAUGUGACAAAUGUUUUCUUGAUUCUUAAUGUAAGAGAUAGAGAAGACAACAUGAAGGACCUGAAGACUCUCAAUGACACACUUCAACUGCCAAGACAAAAUAUUCUAGUUAAGAGCAAACAUAUCAAUGACUCCCAGGUGGUAAAGAAAAUAAGAUCAGCAAUGAAAAUGAUUUUUACAGAAAUCAAAGAAACGUUUAAUCUUGAGCAAAUUUCGAAGAAGGCCACCGAAUUUAGCAUUGAUGAGAACUCUCCAGAAUGCAAAGAAACAAAAGCUAAAGCCAAGGAAAUAACAGAUGAAAUAAACAAUAUAAAUCACUAUAAGCAUGAAACAAUGAAGCUACAGGGAGACCUCUGGAAAGAAAUAUCUAAAAUAGAGAAGGAAAUAUGUAGAAUGAGGAAGCUAGGUGAUGAAGAUGCAGAAGAAUAUAAAUCUGGGCUUCAGGCAAAAAUACUAGCACUCCAAAUGGUACAAAGACAACACCAUCUGACAGGUGGCAUGCUGAGAUUUCAAGAAGCUUUGAUGUUAACAGAAAGGACGUUAUUUCUGAAAUGGCUGAAAAUACUGCUUGACAAAAUAGGGAAAAACCAUCUCAGGGAAUUACACAAUGAAUACAAAUUUAAAUAUCAACGUCGAUCAACAACUGAACAAGAUCUUCAAAUAAUUGACCAGAAAAUAGUAGAUGGCUCACUGGGUGUAGAACAUUUUAUACGGGAGCUUGGGCAAUAUUACGAGGCUAAAUGUUCCAUGAUAAAACAAGGAUUCAUUCCUGAAGAUAGAAUACAGUUUGCUGGCUUGCCAGGAAUUGCUUCUGACCUUCUUCUGGAUGGGUUCCCAUUUGAGCUUAUUGAUGGAGAUGCCUCUAACAUUCCCUUAGAGUGGGUAACUGAUGUCCUGACGGAGCUGGAUAAGAAGACUGGAGGACAAUGUAGGAUGAGAGUGAUAACUGUGCUGGGGGUGCAGAGUACAGGGAAGUCCACACUUCUGAACACCAUGUUUGGUCUACAGUUCCCUGUAGCCAGCGGACGAUGCACACGAGGAGCCUUUAUGACCCUUAUUAAAGCGAAGGAGAACUUCCAGGAGGAGCUAAAUUGUGACUUCAUUCUAGUCAUUGACACCGAAGGACUGAAAUCUUUGGAUCUUGCUUCUCUGGAAAACAGUUAUGAACAUGACAAUGAGUUGGCCACAGUCGUAGUUGGCUUAAGUGACAUCACCAUAGUCAACAUGGCCAUGGAAAAUGCAGAAGAAAUGAAAGAUAUUUUGCAGAUUGUGGUCCACGCGUUCCUUAGAAUGAAAGGAAUAGGAAAGAAAUCCAGCUGCAAGUUCGUUCAUCAGAAUGUGAGCGAUGUGUCCGCUCAUGUGAAAAACAGAAAUGCUAGACAGACAUUUCUUCUACAGCUGAGUGAAAUGGCAAAAGUGGCAGCAAGAAUGGAGAAAAGAAGUGGAAUUAAUAACUUUUCAGACAUUAUUUACUGUGACAUUGAAAAAGAUUCCUGGUACAUUCCUGGGUUAUGGUACGGCAUACCACCUAUGGCUUCUGUGAACUCCGGGUACAGUGAAACGGUUAGCGAGUUAAAGCAAUCAAUAAUUGGAUCCCUACAGUCAAUGGAUGGAAAACCUCAAAAUAUUAGAGAAUUUACAGAGUGGAUAAAAAGUUUGUGGAAUGCCGUAAAACAUGAAAAAUUUGUCUUCAGCUUUAGAAACCGAUUAGUCACGGAAGCCUAUAACCAGCUCUGUAUUUAUUAUGCAGAUUGGGAAUGGACAUUUCAGAAACAUAUUCAUAGAUGGAUGAUGGAGACAGAAACUUUCAUCUACAACCUACCAUAUGAGAAACUAGGAGCAGAUAUAUGGAGCAAACUUCUAAAUGAUAUUAAUCAGAUAUUGGACAAGGAGGAGACAGCCAUGCAUCAAUGUCUGGAGAAAUAUUUUGAGAGUGAUUUUGAGAAUGCUCAUCUCUUGGAAAUGUUUUGCGGGGAUUUUUUCAGAAGUGUGAAAUAUCUCAGGAAAGAACUUGAAAAUGUUCUUCGUGAUAAGUGUGAGAAGACAAUUCGUAUUCAGAAAGAGAAAUCCCAGAUUCAAGCUAUGCAAGCCCAAUAUAUUAACAUCAUGGAAGAAAAAGUAGCAGAAAUGAUGGACAGAAGGAGAAAUGAAAAAUACAUGGGAAACAGAGAGGCUCUACAGGAAGAAUUUGCGGAAAUGUGGGUAAAAACAGUUUCCACUUUAAGGCUAAGUAAGCUAGAAGUACACAAUGUUGGCCGCAAAAUCUUUCAACAAUUAAAAAGGGACAUAGGUUGUGAUGAUGAUGUGAUUAGGAACAGGCUCCGUAAACUCAAUCAAUAUAAGGAUAUUGUUCUGGAAGACAAGCAUCUCUCCAGUUAUUCUCCAGAACAUUGCACACUGGUAAAUGCCUUAAUUGAGAAAUGUAGCAAAUAUGUUGAAGACAUUAUGAGAAACAAAGAAGACUUUAAUGAAUUGUAUUCCCAAGAUUUGCUGUCAUUGAUCAAUAAAAGGCUAAGGAUGAGAGACUUCCAAGAUCUUCACAUUACGAAAUGCUUUGAGUUUGAUCUUAAACUUUACAUUCUAAGUAGUGCAACCAUUAAAUUCCAGCAGAUACAUGAAGACUUUGUACAAAGAAAUGAUCCAAGGACCUGCCUGGAGAUGCUGAAACCUCAGUACUACUCCACUUUUAAAAACAUGUAUGAGAAAAGGGAUGAAUGUAGAAGGAAAGCGGAACAGUUCUGUCAAUUAUGCCUGAAGCCGGCCAUCACCGAUCACAUCAACAAGUAUCUCGGUAAGGAGAUGAUGGAUGACAUCCUGCAAGUCGGUGGCCCAGAAGAAUUCAAGAGUCGGAAACGUUUACAAUUAGUGAUUCUUGAAAAGUUGCUAAAGGACAAAUCAUGUCAUCAGUAUGCAGAAUACAUCAGUGAUUAUGAGCAUUUUCUCAAAAAAUGGAUUUCAUCCUACAUUGCCGAACAUUACAAAGACCAAGGACCAAUCCAAGCAAUGCAAGAAAAAACACUCAAUUCUUUAAUGGCCAAAGUGCAGCAAACCUUCAAUCAUUCAACACUUUUCUCGUCUGCAAGCCUUACUGAGUUUUUGGUGCAAUUUUGUAACAUAUUUGAGAAAGAACUUGUCAUUUCCAAGAAUGACAUGAAAGCUGUCUUGUUCCAGAGUAAUCUAAAUGUUAAGCAAUUUGCCAAGGAUGUCAAGUUGUAUCUUCAUCAUUUACAAGAUGAAAUCCAGAAGGAGUUGAACACAAAGAGUAUAGAAACAACAUUGUCACAUCUGACACUAAAGCCUCAGGAGGAACUCUUUAGGAAGGUGAUUGGAUGUGGGAUGAAGUGUCCAUUCUGUAAAGCCCCCUGUGAAGCCGGAGGAGCUGACCACAAAGAGCACUUUGCCUCUCUUCACCGACCCACGGGACUAGGGCGAUAUGAAGACGAACAAACCAAAGCUCUUGACCAUUCUAUAUGUUCCACAAAUGUGAUCUCUAAUAAGACUUUCAAAAAUGAAGACACAGGCUGGAAGCCUCACCCUUACAAGGAUUACAGGACCUAUUAUCCAGACUGGGCCAUCUAUCCUGACAUGACUGCCAAUUCCUCCAACUAUUGGAAAUUUGUCUUGAAAGAAUUUAAUGAUUCAUUUGCCCAAAUUUAUGGGAAAAAAACAGCAAAAAUCCCAGAAGACUGGUUCAAAAUAAGUUGUCAUGAAGCCCUUACCAGCCUGAGGACAACAUUACAGUGAACCAGUCACCUGCAGCAGUGAGGACCAUGCGGAGAGGAGAUUUGUACUAUAUACCGAGCCCAAUGAUAAAAGCCAUUGUCACAUUGGAUACGUGUGUUAUCAUCAUGUCUUGCCCAAUCUUUUUCUAAACCAAGUGAAGGACCAUAAAGUACGAAUGCAAGAAGGUCUUUUCUUUGUUUCUGAUUGACACCCACAGACUCUAAUUAAAAAUGUUAAUUCUUCCUUCUCUUAAUUAUCUAAUUCAUUGUUCUUCUGUUAAUUAUUGUGGCUAUUAUCCAUUAUGAUGAACAAUUUUGAAUAAACUAAUCAUGAUGUGAA